AUGACAGUCAUCAGCAGGUGGGGCCUGUCGACUAGCAUAGCAGCAGAUCACUCUCGAAUCCGACAGAUCGGAAGCGGAAGCAACUCGACAUGUUCAGGAGCUGCUGCUGAAGCUCUCAGUUCAUCGGCUUUAUUUCUUUGUGAACGCAGAGGGCGGCUGGAAUUCUUUCGACUUUGUAUUGGUGCUUUUCGCCUACUUGGAGCUCGUGGCAGCGUCGCUUCUGAACCCGACCUUCCUCCGAAUUGUGCGGCUGGUCAAAGUGGGGAGGAUCGCCAGGAUGCUCAAGGCCCUCCGCGCAUUGGAGGACCUGCGCACGACCCGUGGCUUCCAAGAGGCUGA
Symbiodinium necroappetens is the source of this 339-nucleotide messenger RNA. Lineage: Eukaryota; Dinophyceae; Suessiales; Symbiodiniaceae. The record is from the annotation of a GenBank genome assembly.